Molecule: messenger RNA, 1456 nt
Organism: Dendroctonus ponderosae (mountain pine beetle)
Lineage: Eukaryota; Metazoa; Arthropoda; Insecta; Coleoptera; Curculionidae
Product: carbonyl reductase [NADPH] 1
Exons: 6
Coding region: 523-1377 (284 amino acids)
Molecular function (GO): carbonyl reductase (NADPH) activity
Source: RefSeq, a predicted model, not a curated record
CCUUAGCAACAGGGAACAGGAAGCGUUGGACCGUUAAACCGUUUUUGGAGGGCAAUUAGUGGGGGUGGUUUCAAGUUUCAUAUACAUGUGAUACAUCUUAUCAGUAACAAAGUGGUUUAAAAUGCGCGCCAAUUUUUCGACAGUCAGCUGAGGCGGGCUACGGUUAAAUUUCGCGCUCGCGCAAUGCGAGGUUCGCGGAGAAUUUUAGUGUCGCCUCCUGUCAUGGAUCCAUCAUUUGGAUUCAACGUAACUAACCUAAAAAUUUUAAGUUUGUUUUGUUUAUGGAAGGCUUGUAUACAUUCGCGUAGGUUUGAUGGCUAUGGUUAGUUUGUGUUAGUGUCGUUGAAUCCAAAUGAUGGAUCCAUGACAGGCGUUACUGCGAUGAGCCACUCAUAGAUAAAGACAAGUGGAGCGACUCGUGACAGAUUAACCAGAAUAUUUUUUUUAAACCAAUUUUCAAUUUUUUUGUUUACGCCUGUUUCAAUACUUUCCACUUGCGUUUUUUGAAUGCUCAUCUAGAAAAUGGCGUCAACUAGGAAGGUAGCUGUGGUCACCGGCAGCAACAAAGGAAUUGGCUUUGCCAUAGUCAAAGGUCUCUGCGAAAAGUACAAUGGAGACGUCUACCUCACUUCCAGGGACAUAAAAAGGGGAACCGCUGCUGUAGAGGCGCUGAAGCAGUUAGGGUUCCCCAUGUUAGGUAGCCUCAUGUUCCAUCAGCUUGACAUCACUGACCAGGCUAGUGUAGAGGCUUUUCGCAAUCACAUCAAGUCCACGCAUGGAGGCAUUGAUGUAUUAAUCAACAACGCUGCCAUUGCAUUUAAGACGGAGGCCCCCGAGCCAUUUGCUGUACAAGCCAAGGAAACUAUCCGCGUGAACUACUUUGGCACCUUGAUGGUGUGCAAUGCCCUGUUUCCGCUACUGCGCCAAAACGCCAAAGUGGUUAACGUUUCCAGUUCAGCAGGCCAUUUAUUACGCAUUCCAUCAGCAGACUUGAGAUCGAAGCUAAGCAGUGUCUCUUUGGAUGUCUCCGGUCUCAACCAGUUGGUCGAGCAAUUUGUCCAGGCAGCUGAUGCUGGUAAAAACCAAGAGGAAGGAUGGGGAUCUUCUGCCUAUGCUGUUUCAAAAGUGGCCGUCAGCGCUUUGACGGUGAUCCAGCAAAGGGCGUUUGACGCAGAGUCUCCGAGCCGCAACAUUGCUGUUAACUCUGUCCAUCCAGGAUAUGUGGAUACCGACAUGUCUAGCCAUAAGGGUCCCUUAACCACAGAAGAGGGGGCGCAGGCCCCUCUAUUUUUAGCCCUCGAAGCCAAUAUCAAGGGCAAGUACGUGUGGUUCAACAGUGCAGUUGUCGAAUGGGAUAAAGCUCUGGAAGUCAACUGAAAUCAAUCCUGUUUUUACUAGGAUAGAAAAACAUUUUUCAAAUAACUUGAAAUUUAAUUCAAUAAAUUGUGUCCAUACU